GAGCAUUCAGUAGCCCUCGAGCAGUCUAACACAGAAGUGCACGAUGAGAUUUCUGAUUGUUGCCGCCGCCGUCCUCGCCUGCGCCGCAGCCGCACCCUCGGGUGCCCUGCUGGCACCUUAUGGCCACGGUCUGGGACUCGCCCACGGUGGUCUGGCUGUCGCCCAUGGAGCUCCUCUUGGUCUCGCCCACGGUGGACUCGCGGUCGCCCACGCCGCUCCCCUGGCCGUCGCCCACGCUGUAGCGCCCACCAUCCCCCCCGGUGACAUCGCCGGAGCCGCCAUCGACGCCCACGUCGAAGCCGUUGACCACGCCCGCGCUAUCGGCGACCAGGCUAGCGAAAUCCACGGACAGGCCCUCAACGCUGCCGAAGACCACGCAUGGCAGGCGGUCGAUGCUGCUCAGACAGCUCAAGCUCAAGUUGAUGGUGCCGCCGCCGGUGUAGCUCCCAAUGUAGCCCGCCAACUCGUCGGACACGGAGCUGUAGCCCACGCCGCUAUCGCCGCUCCCGCCUUGGCUCAUGGAGCGCUUGUUGGACCCGCCCUCGCUCACGGAGCCCUGGCCGGCCCAGCCCUCGCCCACGGAGCUCUAGUCGGUUCCGCCCUCGCUCACGGAUACGCCGGCAGCCAUUCGGUCGCCACUUCAUCCUUGUCCCAGACCCAUCCCGCCCCGAUCGUCCACGCACCAAUCGCAUACGGCGCCCACGGUCUUGGCCACGGACUUGCCCACGGACUUGCCCACGCUUGGUAAACUGUGAUACAUAUUUAGCCAAAAAAACAAAACAACAAAAAACCUAAUACUCAUAAUUUGGAAUGUAAUUUAUGUAUAAAUUUUUUUAUGUAAAGAACAUAAGUGGCGAGGAUGUGUGAAUAAACGAAAUGGUAACUUAUAAAAAA
Messenger RNA from Danaus plexippus (monarch butterfly), 894 nucleotides. RefSeq names its product larval/pupal cuticle protein H1C-like. Lineage: Eukaryota; Metazoa; Arthropoda; Insecta; Lepidoptera; Nymphalidae. The record is from RefSeq and is a predicted model, not a curated record. The coding region runs from base 44 to 748 and encodes 234 amino acids. The transcript has 2 exons.